Molecule: messenger RNA, 2708 nt
Organism: Brassica napus (rape)
Lineage: Eukaryota; Viridiplantae; Streptophyta; Magnoliopsida; Brassicales; Brassicaceae
Product: pentatricopeptide repeat-containing protein At2g03380, mitochondrial
Exons: 1
Coding region: 1-2067 (688 amino acids)
Biological process (GO): RNA modification
Cellular component (GO): intracellular membrane-bounded organelle
Molecular function (GO): protein binding; RNA binding
Source: RefSeq, a predicted model, not a curated record
AUGCUUCGCUUACGCCUAUGCCUAUGGGUUUCUCCCGUUAGAAGAUUUACGUUUCAACAGAGAUGCGUCCAUGAUGUCUCCACUUCUUCUCUGCUUUUCGCCGCAUCGAUUCCGAGCCUUCGCCUCUUAAGUAACUGCAAGAGCAUUGAUUCACUGCGGCAAGCUCACGGCAUCUUAACGGGGAAUGGACUCAUGUCUGACAUCUCGUGUGCCACUAAGCUCGUGAGUCUCUACGGCUCCUUUGGGUACACUAAAGAUGCACGCUUGGUGUUCGAUCAAAUUCCCGAACCAGAUUUCUAUUUAUGGAAAGUCAUGCUCAGCUGUUAUCACCAGAACAGAGAGAGUCUCCAAGUCUUAAAGCUUUAUUCUUUGAUGAGGAAACACGGUUACGACAACAUUGUUUUCUCCAUAGCUUUGAAAGCGUGUACUGAGAUGCAGGAUUUGGAUAACGGGAAGAUGAUACAUUGUGACAUUUUUAAGAUGCCACGUUGUGAUGAUAUUGUGUUGACAGGUCUUGUAGAUAUGUACGCUAAGUGUGGAGAGAUCAAUAGUUCUAGCAGAGUGUUUGAAGGUGUUACCUUGAGGAAUGUGGUUUCUUGGACUUCGAUGAUUGCUGGGUAUGUGAAGAACGGCUUGCACGAGGAAGGGUUGGUUAUGUUUAAUCGGAUGAGGGGAAACUCUGUUUUGGGUAAUGAAGUUACGUACGGUACUCUUGUCACGGCGUGCGCGAAGCUCGGUGCUUUACAUCAAGGGAAGUGGUUUCACGGUUGUUUGAUCAAGAGUGGGAUUGAGUUGGGAUCAUGCUUGGUGACGUCUCUGUUAGAUAUGUAUGUCAAGUGUGGUGAUAUAAGCAAUGCGCGUCGAGUCUUUGAUGACUAUUCUCAUGUGGAUCUCGUCAUGUGGACGGCUAUGAUUGUGGGAUACACUCAUAACGGAAGUGCCGACGAGGCUUUGAGCUUGUUUCAGAAAAUGAAAGGAGUUGGAAUCAAGCCUAACUGUGUUACCAUUGCAAGUGUUUUUUCAGGUUGUGGUCUGGUUGGGAAUCUUGAACUGGGAAGAUUAGUUCAUGGCCUAUCCAUCAAAGCUGGUCUUUGGGAUACAAACGUUGCAAAUGCUCUGGUUCACAUGUAUGCCAAGUGUUAUCAGAAUGAAGAAGCUAUGUAUGUGUUUGAAAUGGAGUCGGAGAAAGAUUUAGUUGCUUGGAAUUCUAUAAUUUCAGGUUUUUCGCAAAACGGAUCUGUCCAUGAAGCUUUGUUUCUGUUCCACCGCAUGGUUUCAGAGUCUGUGACGCCUAAUGGUGUAACGGUUGCGAGUCUCUUCUCAGCCUGUGCUUCCCUCGGGUCUCUACCCAUAGGUUCCUCUCUUCAUGCUUAUUCCCUGAAACUGGGCUUCUUGGCAUCAUCAAGUGUCCAUGUUGGUACUGCCCUCUUGGACUUCUACGCCAAAUGUGGAGAUGCUGAAUCUGCACGCACUGUUUUCGAUACCAUAGAGGAGAAAAACACAAUCACAUGGAGUGCUAUGAUCGGAGGCUACGGAAAGCAAGGGGACAGAGAAGGUUCGAUUGAGCUAUUCGAAGAGAUGCUGAAGAAGGAACAAAAGCCGAACGAGUCAACCUUCACAUCUAUUCUAUCAGCUUGUAGUCACACGGGGAUGGUUAAUGAAGGGAAGAAGUACUUCAGCGCAAUGCACAAAGACUACAACUUCACGCCUUCCGCAAAGCACUACACAUGUAUGGUUGAUAUGCUGGCACGAGCAGGUGAGCUUGAGCAAGCCUUAGAUGUGAUCGAGAAGAUGCCUAUUCAACCAGACGUGAGAUGUUUUGCGGCGUUUCUCCAUGGAUGUGGGAUGCAUUCAAGAUUUGAUCUCGGGGAGAUUGUGAUCAAGAAGAUGCUUGAUUUGGGUCCUGAUGAUGCAUCUUAUUAUGUCCUUGUGUCUAAUUUGUAUGCGUUGGAUGGAAGGUGGAGCCAGGCUAAAGAAGUGAGGAAUCUGAUGAAGCAUAGAGGUCUGAGCAAGGUCGCAGGAUAUAGCACAAUGGAAACAGAGUUGUCUCAUGGCUUUUGUGGAUAAACAAAGAAUCAUAUAUAAACACAAAAGCAUUCUUGGAUUAAGUCGAUUGUUUUAGUGUACAGAGCAAGAAAAGUUGUUAUUAAACAGCUCUGAGCUAUGCUAAGAUUCUUGCUCUGUUGUGUGGUCUGAGCUUGAAUCUGUGAUAGUGAAGGCCACUUUCAUCUUAAUCCUCAUCUUUUGAAUCAAAGGGAACUUCAUGCCGAGGUUUGUUGUACUUCUCACGCAGCUGUUGGAUUGGAAUGAAAUCUCCAGCUGUAUCCGCACCAUAGAAGAGGAAAGAAAUGUAUGGAUGAUCAAACCUUUCCUGCAGAAGCCACACAAACAUGAAUAAAAAAAAACAUUGAAUGGAGAUGGGAUUAUCCACAGUCUGCUCACUUUGUCCGGUUUCUCUGGAGCUAAUAGAUUGUCUUCAGGAACUGCAAUAUCAGAUCCAUUGUCAGGUGAUAAUGAGAGUACAUCAGGACUCGAAUACUGGACUCGAAUACUUGGAGCUUACCGUAUGCCACUAGUAGAUCAGGAUGGGUGCGAACAUCCACAAGAACCUGCUAGACACAAGCAGUCUUAGAUUGUUUAUAUGUAUUUGUAUAUGCUCCAGAUAUUAGUGUCAGCUUCUUUUUCCUAUCAACAUAAGUCUUAAUGAA